UUCGGUAACGCAUUUAUCUUUGGCCGAUUUGUGUGUGUUAUCUGCACCACCGCGACGGCGGUCAGUAUCCAUCUAGACCGCCACCGACAAACAGUCUCCGCGGGACUCGCCACAGCCGCUACCAGUCACCGCGAUAACACGCGCGUCAACCAGAUUUUUUCGUGCCGGCUGGUUUCAUGUCACCCAAUACUCACGGACCAAUACCUCAAAUUGUAUCAAAAAUCCCGGAAUCUGAAACUACAGUUAUGAACUUAAACACCUCAGAGCGUCCCGAAAAUGAUAAAGUUUUAAAAACACACAACGAUGAUGAUCAAAGAAGAAAACCAAUGUUUUUAUUUAGCGUGGAUUAUAUAUUGAAUAAAGCUGGAGAGACGUCUGCCGAAGACGAUACUGAACAACAAAAUAAACAGCAUUUUGACUGGUUGUAUUGUACACGAUUCAAGCCUCCAAAACUCGACAGGAUAAAAAGGAAAGAUGGGCAACAUAGACAGAAACGGAGACCAGGACGUAAUCCGAGAAUACCAUUUACAACUCAACAAGUUACAGUAUUGGAACAUGAAUUCCGGCGGAGCGCAUAUUUAGGAGGAACUAACGAUGUACAUGUAUUGUCUGACAGAUUACGACUAUCGGAAAGCAGAAUAAAAAUAUGGUUUCAAAACCGUAGGGCCAGAGAACGCAGAGAUCAUCAUAGUGGAAGUUUAUCUGGAUCAUCUAGUACUAACUCUACUAACUAUUCUUCUCAACAACAACGACUCCCAAUAUCAUCUACGUCUGCGUUCAAACCAUUGAUGCCAUCACACACUUAUGUUGAAGGAAAUGAUUCUUCGUCUUGAAAAUCAAACUGAUAAAAUAUGUCUUAGCAAACAUAAUUAAUUUAAAAUUGUAAAAUGUUCCCUGCAAACUUUACAUAGAAUAUUAGUUUGUAUCAUUUUAAUGUAAUGUGAUUUAUAUAUAAUUUCAAUUUUUUUCUAUAGCUCAACUUCUUAUACGUUGCACGUUGUAUUGACUAUUGUUUUAAAUUACGUACCCAACAAUCUUAUGUAAUAUAAAGUAAUUUAAUGUAAAUUUGAAAACGACUAAACUAUUUUGAUUGAGUGACAAAUAUAUGUGUAACAAAAUUUUUGUCGUACCUAUUUGUUGUAUUCACAAUUUAAAGCAUUGGAAAAUUUUAACUGAAUGUAAAUAUUUUAAAAUUGUAUAAAAAUAAAUAUAUUGUUUGAAUAUUA
Messenger RNA from Rhopalosiphum padi (bird cherry-oat aphid), 1226 nucleotides. RefSeq names its product homeobox protein MSX-1. Gene Ontology annotation, cellular component: nucleus. Gene Ontology annotation, biological process: regulation of transcription by RNA polymerase II; embryonic morphogenesis. The transcript has 4 exons. The record is from RefSeq and is a predicted model, not a curated record. The coding region runs from base 177 to 833 and encodes 218 amino acids. Gene Ontology annotation, molecular function: RNA polymerase II transcription regulatory region sequence-specific DNA binding; DNA-binding transcription factor activity, RNA polymerase II-specific. Lineage: Eukaryota; Metazoa; Arthropoda; Insecta; Hemiptera; Aphididae.